This is a messenger RNA of Saprolegnia diclina VS20, 585 nucleotides long. RefSeq lists its product as hypothetical. Gene Ontology annotation, cellular component: cytosol. The transcript is spliced from 2 exons. Lineage: Eukaryota; Oomycota; Saprolegniomycetes; Saprolegniales; Saprolegniaceae. The record is from RefSeq and is a predicted model, not a curated record. Bases 1 to 585 code for a protein of 194 amino acids. Gene Ontology annotation, molecular function: D-xylulokinase activity. Gene Ontology annotation, biological process: xylulose metabolic process.
AUGACAGGCGUCGUGGUCACUGCGACGCCGACGCCCAAGCCAUUCGCAGUCGUGGCGUCCAGGACCUUCCAGCUCGACGACCGGCUUCCGCACUACGGCACGACCAAGGGCGUCCUGAUGCACGGCGCGCACGUCGAAGUGCCCAGCUUGAUGCUUGUUGAAGCUGUCGAUGAGAUCCUGCUCGAGCUCUCGGCGGCCGUGGAAGCGGCGGGGUACUCGAUGGCCAACGUCGUCGCAGUGAGCGGCAGUGCGCAGCAGCACACAAGCGUCUUCUGGAGCGACGCAGAGCUCCGCCUGCCUCACGACGCGUCGACAACGCUGCAUGACCACUUGCAGGACGCAUUUGCGCCCGCGAACGGCCGCAGCUGGAUGGACGCGACAACGACAACCGAGUGCCGGGCGCUCGAGGCCGCUGUUGGAGGCGCCCAGCGGCUGGCCGACAUGACGGGCUCGCGCGGCUACGAGCGCUUCACGCUGAUCCAGCUGCUGUCCAUGGACCGCAGUCUUCUUGAGCGCGCGGGGCGUGUCAGCAUUGCGUCGUCCUUGCUCACGUCGCUCUUCCUUGGGGCGACGGCAGCGGCAUGA